Gastrolobium bilobum is the source of this 792-nucleotide messenger RNA. RefSeq lists its product as uncharacterized. Bases 1 to 792 code for a protein of 263 amino acids. Gene Ontology annotation, molecular function: zinc ion binding; nucleic acid binding. The record is from RefSeq and is a predicted model, not a curated record. The transcript has a single exon. Lineage: Eukaryota; Viridiplantae; Streptophyta; Magnoliopsida; Fabales; Fabaceae.
AUGAAUAGAGGCAAGGGUCCGCAGUUGCAACCUCUGACUGGAAACUUCAAGAGGAAUAAUGCUUCUGGACAAUCAUCAGCCGGACGACAGGGUCCCAAUGCUUGUGCCACUUGUGGGAAGAAUCAUACUGGUAUAUACCGACGCAGGAAUAAUUUGUGCUACAGGUGUGGACAAUCGGGACACUUCAUUUCUGAUUGCCCACAGAAUGUUAAUCAGCCUCCUACUCAAGCUCAGGUGUUCACUCUUGAUGCCAAUGAAGCUCAAAAGUAUCUGAAUCUGAUCCGAGGUAAUGUAAUCUUGAAUGGUUAUCCUCUUUCUGUUAUUUUUGAUUCUGGAGCAUCAGGUUCUUUUAUUGUGGGGCACACUGCAAUGAGACUAGGUCUCACCCCGACUCCAUUACCUUAUGAGUUACAAAUCAGUACUCCUACUGGAGGAUCUUGUACUGCAUCAGAAAUUUGUAAGGGUUGUAUUCUACAAUUUGAAGGAAGUACUUAUACGGUGAAUUUAGUAGUUCUACCGGUAUUCAGCCUUGAGGUGAUUAUCGGUAUGGACUGGUUGGCGGAGAAUGGAAUAACUUUGGAUUGUCAAGCAGGAAAGGUCAUCGUUCCUUCUAAAGAGGGUAAUUUUCAGUCCUUUGAUAUUAUUUCCUUAUUACAAGUUAGAAAAGAACUCCUUCGGGGAGCUGAAGGGUAUUUGUUGUUAACGGAGUCUGAGAGCACGGUUGAUACUCAACUUCAAAAUAUUCUUGUUGUUAAUGAAUUCGAGGAGGUGUUUCCUGAUGAAAUUCCUUGA